CAUUCCACACCCUCCGGGAUCUCCAAUGUGAAAAGGUCUGGCCCCGGGUAGGAGGCUGCAGAUAGUCCCCGGGCCCGGGUUCUCGCUGGCCGGCUGCAGCGCGCAGGGUGCCAAGCCCUCCCCUACGAAGUCUGUUUUGUCUCAGGCUGGGCUGAGUCACAUAGAAUAGAUAGAUAGUUGAUUAGCACAUGUCCUCCAGAUCAUAUUAUCCGCCUACAAAUAUAGCCUGUUAGCGCACAGGCACGGGAGGCUUCUUCCGGCUCGGCCGUGCUGCUCAGCGGGUGUAAACAGCGUCUGUGGUGUAAACAGCCGCGGAGGGCAGGCCACGACUGUCAGUGCCCGCCCCUCGGGGCAGGUAAUUUCAUGCUCCCAAAAUGGGACAUAAAGUGGUUGUCUUCGACAUUUCUGUCAUCAGAGCCUUGUGGGAAACUCGUGUGAAGAAGCACAAAGCUUGGCAGAAGAAGGAGGCGGAAAGGCUUGAGAAGAGUGCCUUGGAGAAGAUAAAGGAGGAGUGGAACUUUGUGGCCGAAUGCAGGAGGAAGGGCAUCCCCCAGGCUGUGUACUGCAAGAAUGGCUUCAUAGACACUAGCGUGCGGCUUCUGGACAAGAUUGAAAGGAAUGCUCUCACAAGGCAGAGUUCACUUCCCAAGGACAGAGGCAAACGGAGCAGUGCGUUUGUGUUCGAACUUUCUGGGGAGCACUGGACGGAGCUCCCAGAUUCAUUGAAGGAGCAGACACACCUGAAAGAAUGGCACAUAAGCAAUACCCUGAUUCAAAUCAUUCCUACAUAUAUUGAGUUAUUUCAAGCGAUGAGAAUUCUGGAUCUGCCGAAAAACCAAAUCUCACAUCUUCCAGCAGAAAUCGGUUGUUUAAAGAACCUGAAAGAACUCAAUGUGAGUUUCAACCAUCUGAAGAGCAUUCCUCCAGAAUUGGGAGAUUGUGAAAAUCUAGACAGAUUGGAUUGUUCUGGAAAUCUAGAAUUAAUGGAGCUGCCCUUUGAAUUAAGUAAUUUGAAGCAAGUUACAUUUGUAGAUAUCUCAGCAAACAAGUUUUCCAGUGUCCCGAUCUGUGUCCUGCGGAUGUCGAAUUUGCAGUGGUUGGAUAUCAGCAACAAUAACCUGAUCGACCUGCCUCAAGAUAUAGACAGGCUAGAAGAGCUGCAGAGCUUUCUCUUGUAUAAAAACAAGUUGACCUACCUUCCCUACUCCAUGCUGAACCUGAAGAAGCUCACUCUGUUAGUCGUCAGUGGGGACCAUUUGGUGGAGCUCCCAACUGCCCUUUGUGACUCGUCCACACCUUUAAAAUUUGUAAGCCUUAUGGACAAUCCUAUUGAUAAUGCCCGAUGUGAAGAUGGCGAUGAAAUAAUGGAAAGUGAACGGGAUCGCCAACAUUUUGAUAAAGAAGUUAUGAAAGCCUAUAUUGAAGACCUUAAAGAAAGAGAAUCUGUUCCCAGCUAUACCACCAAAGUGUCUUUUAGCCUUCAACUUUGAUAUCUAUCAGAAGACUGCAAAUCUCACUAUUCUCUGGAGCUAUAUAUAAAUCUUUGUUAUGAUCAUGUCAUAUAGGAAGAAUGGCUUGUGCUUAAGGACAAAGCCUAGAAACCACUGUCAUAGUUGCUAAGAAAAAUGGUUUUCAAAUGUCAAAUACAUGAAUAUCUCCCUCCAUGGAUUGGUGAAUUGAAAAAUUGGUUUAUCUAUUGAUAUUUCCAGGUUCAUUUGCAUACACUUGUUUCCAAAUAAUGCACAUUUAAUAUGUUUUAAAAUGUCUUAUUUUUAAGAAUUAUAACUAAAAGACCAAAUAC
This is a messenger RNA of Cercocebus atys (sooty mangabey), 1801 nucleotides long. It is a transcript of the gene LRRC2, whose product is annotated as leucine rich repeat containing 2. NCBI's taxonomy places the organism in Eukaryota, Metazoa, Chordata, Mammalia, Primates, Cercopithecidae. The record is from RefSeq and is a predicted model, not a curated record. Bases 375 to 1490 code for a protein of 371 amino acids. Gene Ontology annotation, molecular function: protein binding. The transcript has 9 exons.